UCACGUGAAAUAUUUAUUAAUAUGGAAGAUUGAUUAUUUUCUAUAAAUAUGUCAUAUAUAUAUUAUAAAUUUAAGAGCAACAUUGAGUAUGACACCAUUAAAUUUGAUGGUCUUCAUAUGUCUCUGGAAGAAUUGAAGGAUAAUAUAUUGCAGCAAAAAAAGAUGCCGAAAUCUGGAAACUUUACCCUUCAAAUAAUUAAUGCUCAAAAUAAAGAGGAAUACAAAGGCGAUAAAGUAUUAAUUCCGAAAAAUACUUCAAUUAUUGUUGCUCGUGUUCCAAUAUCUGCUCAAAUGAAAAAACUACAGGAGAGAUCACUCAGGAAUGCCCCAUUUACAUCUACUAUAGAAGCAUUAAGCAUACAUUCAAAAUCAAACAAUUUUUUACAUGAUUAUAACAACAUAACACAAAAUUCUAAUUUAUCAAAAUUGGAUAUGUCUGAAGAACAAAAAAUUAAAGCAAUGAUGCAACAAGCCACCAAGGAUUUUGAUCCUACAUUGUACCAGAAUUUAAAAUUUAGACACCCUCCUCCUUCGACAUAUGUCUGUUUUAAAUGUCAUCAAAUUGGACAUUGGAUUCAAUUUUGUCCCUUUUUUACCGAAAACAACAAUUUCGAAAAUCGAAUUAAGAGAAGCACCGGUAUACCUAGAAGUUUUAUGACUCCUGUCCAAGGACCCAAUAUUAAAGGGGCCUUGUUGACUAAUGAAGGCAAAUUUGCUGUCCCCAUCAUUGAUCAGCGAGCUUAUAUAGAUAAGAAAAUUGAAGCUCCACCUUUCUUACCCAUUGCAUCUGCAACUGAUACUCGGAAUCCUGUCGUGGAAGUGAUCAUUACAAAACCUGUUCCCAAGGACUUGGAGUGUGGUAUAUGUGCUAAGCUUAUGAAGGAUGCUACAGUUGUCCCUUGCUGUGGCAACAGUUUUUGUUAUCAAUGCAUAUCGAAAGCUCUGUUAGAUCAUGAAGACAGAAUAUGUCCAAGUUGUCACGAAUGUGACAUAUCUCCUGGGAUCCUUAUACCAAACCAAAAGCUUAGAAACGCUGUCGAUAAUUAUCUGACCUCUUUAAACCCAAACUUUCCAACCGUUAGCUCAGUUUCGAGUUUGUGUACACCAUUAACUAGCAUAUCUACCAUGUAUUAUAAUUUAUCGCAUCUGAAACCUCCUCCAACAUUUGUUAAUAGGCAUAAAACAAUGAAUUUUGGUUUGGAUACAAACACAAAUAUUGGCGUCCAACCAUCUAGCAUGCCAGUUCCCAAUCCUUAUAUGUAUCCAACACCUAUCAGUAAUUUCCCAACGUUGCAAAUGCCAAAUAGUGCCUAUUUACCUCCUCCCUCAAUUUACUUCCCACACCCACCCUAUUAUCCUCCUUCAAUCUCGAUGCCCAAUCAAGUUAUAUCUACACAAUUACCACCCACAGUGUUGAAUAUCUCAUCGAGUGCCUUAUCAAAUCUACCUGUCACUUCUAAAGAUAAUGAUUCGAAAAAUGUUAUCAUGCCUUCUACCAUCCCUGAAACUGGAUCGUUACAAACAGCCCUGGGUAUGAAAUUGGAAGAACAUUUUAAUGCGACACUUGAAACUCAAAAGGAUAGUCAUGAUUCUAUCAAAAAUCUUGAUAAACAAUCCAUUCUUAAAGGUAAGAAACCUGUGUCUCUGUCAUCUAUAUCCGAUUCAAAAAGGGCAGAAAAAUCAUAUAAAGUUAAAUCUACCAAAAUUAUGAAAAAAGACUUUAAGACUUCUCAGAAGUCCAGGUCAAGAAGUAGAUCAUCUCGUUCUAGCAUAUCCUCGUUUAGGUCCGAUGAAGAAUUUGAAAGGUACUAUUAUAAGGAUAGAUAUGAAAAGGGCUCACCAAGACAUCACAAAAGCCAGCAGAGACCUAAAUAUUUAGAAAAUUAUAGUUAUAGAAGACCCGAUCAUUCCAGCUUCCAAGAUAGGCACCCACCCAGAUAUGACUCUUAUUUAGAUAAGGGUUCCCCUAAUAGAUCUUAUUAUAAUCGACACCAAUACCAAGAUGAAAUGAUGGAAGAGGACCAAAGAGGUCAAAAACCCAUGUACAGCAUUUCUUUUUACAAUAACGUUCUGGUACCUGCUAUGGCUUUAGCUGUCGCUAAACGAGAGGAGAAACGAGCUUCUGCCGUUGCUCCCCCUACAAAUUUGAUUACACUAUCACCAGUAGUGCCUGCGCGCCACUCAUCCACUCGACCUCAUCUAACUUACAUAUCUCCGCAUCAACCCGAUGCCAGCGCUAUUGGUGUUGUUAGACGAAAAGCUCCUCUGCUUCCCAAUCCCACAUCUAUACCCCCUCAUUUAGUCCAAAAUAUGGAUAAUAAAUCUGUACCUAUCGAGGCAUCAUCCCCAAGAGAAUUUAUUGACCAGGGGCCAUAUGAUACUUAUCCGAUGGAACAAUCCCUUAAUAGGCCGGCUUUCGAUUACUCCAAGAAAUAUUUUACCAACGAAAAAUUACCUUUCGUGCGAUAUAAGCAAAAGUAUAAUUACGGCUACGCGAAAUAUCGGGGUGGUUAUCAGCAUAGGGAUGAACGCGAUAUAGUUGCACCUGAUAAUUUCAAAAAUGAAUACACGUUGAAUGAGAAUCAAAUGCAUAAUAACUUAUCAGACGAUACUCGAAUUGGCCAUAGAAUCUUGCCAACCUAUCGAUAUAAUAAAAUGAAACCUGACUACGGUGGUAUAAACGAUAAUCGUAAAAGACAAAGGAUAUCUACGGCAACUAGGUUACAUCAACAAAUAAAUCACAACGAUGAAAACGACCUUGAUAAGCCCCAUGAUUUGGAUAUAGGCUUAAUCACAAAACCUCAUGAACACCUAAAAUUAUUGGUAACUGAAAACCAGAGCCCAGCGUUAGAUUUUUUUAAUGAGAAUCCAUUAGUAGAAUUACCACCAUCUAAAUGGAAAGAUUUGGAUCAAAUAGAUUUGAAAGAGGAAUUGCCAAAUAUAUUAGAUUUACCUAUCGAAAAAAUUGAUAAUAGCGUUAGCAUAAGAACAAAGCAUGAACGUGAAGAACAAAAGAAUAACAAACAUUCGGACUCAAAAGAUCAUCACCAUAAAAAAUCCUCCGGCAAGGUGAAGAAAAACAAAAAAAAGAGAAGUAAAGUAGUAAAUGAAGAUGGUAAUCAAAAACAUAUUAAAGAGGAAAGAAAUCUAAAUAAAAUUGAGACGGAAAAUAAAGACGGCAAGCAAAAUAAAAAGGCUCACAAAAAGGGGGAUAAGGAUAAAGAAAAAUCGAAGAAGAAAAAAUCAGAUAAACAAAGGCAUUGUAAAGAAACUAGUGGUAAGAAACAUAAAAACAAGAAAGCUAAAAAGCGUAAAGACAAAGAUCGAGAACACAAACGGAAAAAAAUAUCCAAAGAUUUAAACUUAAAUGUAAAAAUUUAAUAAUGAUUUUCGUUACAAAUUAUUUUAUUUAUUAUAAAUAUGAUAUAUGAUUUGUGCAAGAUA
Gordionus sp. m RMFG-2023 is the source of this 3444-nucleotide messenger RNA. RefSeq names its product E3 ubiquitin-protein ligase RBBP6-like. NCBI's taxonomy places the organism in Eukaryota, Metazoa, Nematomorpha, Gordioida, Chordodea, Parachordodidae. The record is from RefSeq and is a predicted model, not a curated record. Gene Ontology annotation, cellular component: nucleus. Gene Ontology annotation, biological process: ubiquitin-dependent protein catabolic process; protein ubiquitination. Gene Ontology annotation, molecular function: nucleic acid binding; ubiquitin protein ligase activity; zinc ion binding. The coding region runs from base 49 to 3381 and encodes 1110 amino acids. The transcript is spliced from 16 exons.